UGGGGCUUGACCUCAGUAGUGCUGGCAGAACUAGGACGACACCGUCUGGUGAACAGUCGUAAACGCACUCAAGUUUCAAACCAUCUUCGACACGAUUUGUUCGCAGACGGACCUGAAACUAUAAGAUCGGAUGAUAGUUAGCUAGCAACCUACAUCGAAUUUAAGAAUUUACCUUCUACAACCAGAAUAACCAAAGCUUUGCGUUGCUCUUGGAGCGUAGUGUCCCGCCCCCUACGCCCACCCUGAUUGGAGGGCUGGGCAGCCCUCUCCUCCUAUUGGCCCACAUCAAAGCGCAGCUUGCUCUGACGCAGCUCAACGCGAUUGCCGUCGGCAACGCCGGCCCCACCCUUCCCCCAUCCCCCUCAGCGGCAGCCCUCUCGCUCCUCAACCUUCUAAAGACAGCCAACGCCAUGUCCCAUCCCCUCUACAACCCCUGGGGGGCGCCCUACUCCCAGCCCCCGCGGCCCGGCCCGGCCCAGUACAGCGGGGCGGCGACCCAGGCAGUGAUGGACCCCCUGGGGGCUGCUCGUCUGGGCGGCAGCCCCGGCCUCCAGGGCCCUGGAGGGACUUCCAGCCAGGGGGGCAUGCUGCCCCCGAUGGCCCAGCAGAUGGGCUACGGCAUGGGCCAGAGGGCGACCGCCCUCACCCCAGACAUGGAGAGCUCCAUCGACAUGCACAUCCGCGGGGCGCGGGAAGAGGCGAGGCUACUCAGCCACAUGGGCCAGCAGGCCCCGGGGGGGCGUAACCCUCGCAUGGACCAGCUCCCCAGGAACGAGGGCUCAUCUCUGGGGGGUGGCCUGAGCGGAUAUCCCCCGUCCUCGUCUUCCUCCAUGUUGCAAGCCCCCCUCGGACUGUCAGACCGUGGCUCUGUUGAUUGGCCGUCCUACCAGACUCCCUCCAGACACUUUACCUCCUCCGCUGGUGCCUCCCUCAAGCCUCAGUCCUCCCCUCAGAUGGGCUCUGCGUACAUGUAUGGAGGAGAAGGAGGAAGUGGAGGAGGAGCAGGAAGUAGCUCCUCCUCCACAGGAGUCUCCAGAAGCGCCCCGAUGAUGCUUCCCUCCCCCUCUCCCUCCUCCUCAUCUCGGCCCGCUCCUCGCUACACCUCGGAGAACGCCAGCAGCAUCCUGGCCACCUUCGGCCUCUCCAACGAGGACCUGGAGAUGCUGAGCCACUACCCCGACGAGCAGCUCACGCCAGAGAACCUGCCCUACAUCCUGAGGGACAUCCGCAUCCGCAAGGCCGCCAGGACCCCGACCCUGGACGUGGACCACCGCACCCCACCCGGCGGCGGGGGCGGACUGGAACGGCCGGGAGCCCGAACGGGCAUCCCCUCUGCCCCCCCGCAGGAGCAGCAGGCCGGAGGCCCGCAGAGCAACGUCAUCGAUUACCGGCACGCCUCCGGGGGCGGGGGUUUGACGGACAGUGGCGGCGGCAGAGGCCUCAAUGCUGGUGACGCCGUCGCCAAAGACAACGUGGCGUCGAUGUACGGCAGGGUGUCCAGUAUCGCUACGGUGUCCGGUUCCGGCUCGUACGCAGCGAUGCCGAGACCAGACCUCAGCCAGCGAGCCCCCAGCCCCAUCUCCCUGCCCCAGAAGGACAAGGACGACCGCCUGCUGGACCCCAAGGCGCCCAAACCCAUCCCGGUGAGGGAGCAAGGGGGCAUCCGGCCCACGGCUGCCCCAGGACGGGUUGCCCCGCGCGCGCCCACCCACCUGCGCUCCGGGCUGGUGGUGCUCAGUGGUGGAAGUCAGGAUGGAGGGAAUGAGGUGGAGGUGCCUCAACAACAACAGCAGCAGCAGCAGCAGCAGCAACAGCAACCACCUCUCUACCCAGUGAUGGACCCGUCCCCCCCCUCUCCCAUGACGAUGCACAUGCUGAUGCAUGGGCUGCCCAGAGUGUUUCCACACACCUGUUCUCUGUGUAGCAUACAAUGUGCCGAGUUGAGGGAGUGGGCCCGUCACCAGGAUUCAGCCAUACACAUUGAGAAGUGCAGACUCCUCCGAAAACAGUUGAAAAAACCUGAAAAAGAGUCCAGUACUGAGUCUGUCGUCUCUCCCAAGUUCCCAGCCUGGGUCCCUGAGAGAGCCCCCGACAGGCCUCCCCUCCCCCCCGACAGGCCUCCCCUCCCCCCUGACGGCCCCCCCGGCCCCCCCACCCCGCUGUCCAGGAAUGACGUCCCGUCUCGUGAGCUUGAUGUCUCCAGCGCUCGUCCUCGCCGCCAGGCCUCCAAGUCGCACUCGCCAAGCCCCUGCCGUUACCACGGCAACUCCCCCUCCGCCCGCCGGCCAUAUCAACGGUCACGGUCACCACGGAAACGUGCUCGCGGGUCCCGCUCCCGGUCUCCACGGCGACAUGCCCGAGCCAGCCCCCCCUCCUUUCGCCGGUCCCGCUCCCGGUCUCCACGGCGACUUGCCCGAGCCAGCCCCCCCUCCUUUCGCCGGUCCCGCUCCCGGUCUCCACGGCGACCUGCCCGAGCCAGCCCCCCCUCCUUUCGCCGGUUCCGCUCCCAGUCUCCACGGCGACCUGCCCGAGCCAGCCCCCCCUCCUUUCGCCGGUCCCAGUCUCCACGACGACCUGCCCGAGCCAGCCCCUCCUCUCGCCGGUCCCAGUCUCCACGGCGACCUGCCCGAGCCAGUCCCCCCUCCUCUCGCCGCUCCCAGUCUCCACGGCGACCUGCCCGAGCCAGCCCCCCCUCCUCUCGCCGCCGCCUCGCCCGGUCUCGCUCGCCGUCUCGCUCCUGGUCCCCGUUGCCACGGCGACCUCGUAGAGGGUCAUCGCCGUGCCCCCGGAGGGACUCCAGGGAGACGAGCGCUGAGAGGCUGGCACGGAAACUGGUGUUGACCGCGGGUCCGUCCAUCACAGACAGAAGCAGCAUGGAAGCUAUGAUGCAGAGACUGGCUCCUGCCCUCCUGGCUGAGCUGGCCAAGAAGAAAGCAGCCGCCUCUUCCUCCUCCAAGGCCUCCGCAGCCAAGCGCUCUUCAUCACCAUCCUCCUCCAAGGCCUCCGCAGCCAAGCGCUCUUCAUCACCAUCCUCCUCUAAGGCCUCCGCAGCCAAGCGCUCUUCAUCACCAUCCUCCUCUAAGGGUUUGGCUAAGACCUCCAAGACCCCUCGCCCUGCAGCAGUGAGCCCCACCCCCCCAGGGAAGGACUGCCUGGUCCGGCUGCUGGAGAUUCCCACCCACUCCUCCUACCAGGAAGUAGAGCAGGCGGUGCAGCCCUUCGGAAAAACAUCCGUGAUUAUCCUGCUCAAGGCUAUACAAGAGGCAUCUGUGCUGUUUGAAGAGGAGGAAAGUGCCAGGGCGAUUAUAAACUGCAACAACCUCACGAUCAGUGGGGAACCCAUCACCGUUGUCAUGGACAAGGAUGUCCUAGAGGAUGAUGGGAAGGAUCAGAAGGUGAAGAACGUGGCAGUAAUAAAACCCUCCACCAAGUCCACCCCAAACAAAAUCCCUUUGUCUGUUCCCAAACCAUCGUCCAACACAUCCAAGGCGGCGACCGCAACCUCCUCUAAGAGUUCAGGUUCUUCAAAAGCAACCAAACCCCUGUCCUCUACAACCAAGACGUCUUCGACCGUGACCAAGAAGUCAACCUCAAUUAAACCACAAACCAAGACUGUUUCUAAAACCAACACCAAGCCAACCUCCUCUAUACCCCUGUCCUCAACAGCCAAGACGAACACAACCGCAACCACAAAGUCGACCUUAACCAAACCUCAAACCAAACCCGCUUCUAAAACCGACACCAAGCCAACGUCAACCUCCUCUAUCAAAAAGGGGGCAACCAAGGAGAUGGUUACCAAGACAACCACAACCGCACCCAAACCCCUGUCCUCCACAGCCAAGACAUCAUCGACCGCAAUCACAAAGUCGACCUCAACCAAACCUCUAACCAAGACCGCUUCUAAAACCGAUACCAAGGAAACGUCAACCUCUGCUUCCAAAGAGGGGGCAACCAAGGAGACGGUUACCAAGACAAGCGUGGUUACCAAGGUUCCUGGGCCCUCUGCAGCUGAGGCCUCUGGUUCCAACUCUGGAGAUUCCAAACGCCCACUGGAGAAAACCAGAACUUCUGACGCUGCAGCUAAGCCCCUCCCCUCUUCCCGCCCACCUGGUGUCUCACCUGAAGAGCCAAACACGCCUGGUGCAGGUGCAGGUGAGGGUGCGAGACAGCAGUCCUCAACCAUGGCUGUAGAGGCCACACCUAUAAAACUAGAAGCCACGCCUAUAAAACUAGAAGCCAUGCCUAUAAAACUAGAAGCCACACCUAUAAAACCAGAGGCCACGCCCACGGAACCAGAGGCUACGCCCACGGAACCAGAGGCCACGCCCACGGAACCAGAGGCCACGCCCACGGAACCAGAAGCCUCUGUGACAAAACUAGAGACCAAGCCCACAGAAGCAGAAGCCACACUUGCAAAACCAGAGGCCACACCCAUGGAUUCUAUGGCCACACCCACUGAAACAAAGGCCACUGUGACAAAACCGGAGGCCACACCCAUGGAACCUGAGGCCACUGUAACAAUACCAGAGGCCACGCCCACAAAACUAGACACCACGCACACAGAAGCAGAAGCCACACUUGCGAAACUAGAGGCCACACCCAUGGAUUCUAUGGCCACACCCACUGAACCAAAGGCCACUGUGACAAAACCGGACGCCACAUCCAUGGAACCAGAGAUUACGCCCACAGAACCAGAGGCCACAGUGACACAACUAAAGGCCAUACCUACAAAACUUGUGGCCGCACCCAUGGAACCGGAGGCCACGCCCACGGAACCGGAGGCCACGCCAAUGGAAUCAGAGGCUAUGCCUGCUGAACCAGAGACCACUGUGACAGAACCAGAGGCCACACCUACACAACUAGAGGCCAGACCCAUGGAUCCUAUGGCCACACCCACUGAACCAAAGGCCAUGCCCAUGGAACAAGAAGCCACGCCCACUGAACCAGGGGCCACACCCACGAAUCCUAUGGCCACUCCCACUGAACCAGAGGCCACACCCACGGAUCCGGAGCCCUUGGAGACAACGACAGACCCUCAGGCCCACGUAACCAUGGUUACGGAACCCUCACAGAACACAACCGAUGCCCAACCCAUGACCUCCGGUCAACACCGGCCAGAACCCACAACUCCUGCUUCCAUGGAAACGGAUUCCAAAGAGGAAUCAUCAAAACUACAGCUGGUGAAGGUGGCAGGAGUCCCACACAAGCUGCUAAAGAGCCCCAGACUCAUCCAGCUGAUGAACAAGACCUUCAACAUCACCAUCAGAGAUGUCUACAUCUUCCUAGACCACGGACUGGUUUUUGUAACGCUGGUGUGUCCAGACAUUAAUGAGAUGAGCAAGGCCUUCUUCCACCCCUGCCUCUCCCUGCAGGGCCACAGGCUCCACUUUAAACUGCUGCAGAACUACAACAUGCUGGAGGAGAACGCUUACACAACCCUGUUGAAGCUGAUCAACCAUUCUCAUGCGGUGGACCCCAGCCUGCUGGCAGACCGGCUGCUGCUGGUGCUGCUGCCCAGCCUACCUGAAGACACCCAGCUGGUCCUGCAGCACCUAGCCCAGCACGGAACCUUACGGAACCACUUGGUCAUGGUCAACAAGAUGUUCGUGGAGAUGGACUCAGUGAGGGAGGUGGGGGCGGCCCUCUGCACCCCUCCCAGCCCCCUCCUGGUGCAGAAGGGGAUGCUCAUGUAUAGCUUCAGCGUUCCUGUUGGGGCACCCCCCCCAAACACCCCUGUGCUGGUGAAGGUGAAUGGGAUCGUUGGGAAGGCAAACUGUCCUCUGAAGCUCAGAGAGCUGGCGUUG
This is a messenger RNA of Osmerus eperlanus (European smelt), 5804 nucleotides long. Its product is annotated as serine/arginine repetitive matrix protein 2-like. The transcript has 17 exons. Lineage: Eukaryota; Metazoa; Chordata; Actinopteri; Osmeriformes; Osmeridae. The record is from RefSeq and is a predicted model, not a curated record. The annotation marks the transcript as partial. Gene Ontology annotation, molecular function: nucleic acid binding.